Erigeron canadensis is the source of this 621-nucleotide messenger RNA. RefSeq lists its product as uncharacterized. The record is from RefSeq and is a predicted model, not a curated record. Bases 1 to 621 code for a protein of 206 amino acids. The transcript has 2 exons. Lineage: Eukaryota; Viridiplantae; Streptophyta; Magnoliopsida; Asterales; Asteraceae.
AUGGAUAUCUCGGAAGAAGAUAUCAAUGGAAAGGCUUCUCCAUUGAUUGGAUUCAGUGGGGAAACUAAAUAUACAGUGGGUGAAAUAAAAUUACCAGUUUAUGUUGGAGGGAUGAAUUCGAUGCAGAAAUUCUGUGUCGUAGAUUCUCACCCAGGAUGCAACAUAAUCUUGGGAAGACCCUGGAUACACGAAAUGAAGGCAGUGCCUUCAACAUAUCACCAAUGUGUUAAACUUCCAACACCUUGGGGAGUAGUUAUUGUCAAGGGAGAUCAGCAAGAAGCAAGAGAAUACGAACCAGAAGAGCAAGAUGUAAAGGAAGUUAUCUUGGUUCCUGAAGAUCCUAACAUUAAAGUUUUAAUAGGGAAAAAGAUAUCAAAAGAUAUGGAAGUCAAAUUUACUGAUUUCCUCAAAGCUAGAAUGAAGACUUUCGCUUUGAAACAAGAAGAUAUGACUGGAAUAUCAAGAGAUGUCAUCACACACAAGCUGGAAAUCGACAAAAGCUUCAAGCCUAUACAGCAAAAAAGAAGAAAAUUUGCUCCUGAAAGAAAUGCUAUAAUCCAGGAAGAUGUUGAAAGAUUAUUAAAGGCUAAAAUGAUCAGAGAAGUUAAAUUCCCAGAAUGA